Messenger RNA from Oldenlandia corymbosa var. corymbosa, 1572 nucleotides. The record is from the annotation of a GenBank genome assembly. Lineage: Eukaryota; Viridiplantae; Streptophyta; Magnoliopsida; Gentianales; Rubiaceae.
AUGAAGGAAAUAUACAGGAGGCUGAAUCUGCACUUCGAUAAGGAAGCACGUGCUCUUCUUGGAAGAUUAGAAUAUCAAAGGGGAAAUGUGGAAGUUGCGCUUCGGGUGUUUGAUGGCAUUGAUCUUCAGGCUGCUAUACAGCGAAUACAACCUCCGAAGAAGGGGCGAACUAGAUCCGAUUCUGUGCAUCCUAGCUUCAUUUGCUGGGAUUUUAUAGAGGCUGCUCAGGAGUGCAAAAGUGUACUUGAUGCUGUUGAGAAGAUAUUUUUUUACGGGAUACCUGAUGUAUUAGUUGACAAUAAGCUGCAAGAAACUGUUAGCCAUGCGGUUGAACUCCUCCCAGAGCUGUGGAAGCAAUCUGGCAACUUUUCUGAAGCAAUUGGUGUAGAAGUUGGACCACCCAGUUUGGCUGUACAAAUUGAUGGGUCCUAUGUCCCCAAGAACAAUCUUGAAGAAGCAAUUUUACUUUUGAUGAUCCUUAUGAGAAAAUUUUAUCUUGGUAAGAUCGAGUGGGAUCCAUCCAUUAUAGAGCACCUCACAUUUGGAUUAUCUUUGUGUGGCCAAACUUCUGUAUUAGCAAAGCUGCUUGAAGAAGUCAUGCCAGGAAUAAGUCAUCGUAUUGAACGCUGGAGAACGUUGGCACUUUGCCAUAGUGGGGCUGCGCAGAACGGAGUGGAGUAUGCACAGACAGCAAUAGUAGUAAUUGAUGCUGCUUUAGAUGGGACUGGAAAGUGGGAUCAAGGGCAAUUACUAAGGAUGAAGGCAAAGCUGCAAAUAUCCCAGUCCUUGAACACGGAUGCCAUUGAAUCUUAUCGCUGCCUUCUUGCAUUGGUCCAAGCCCAAAGAAAAUCUUAUGGACCUCUUAGAGUUGCUCAUCAGACAGAGGAUAAUAAAGUUAGUGAAUAUGAAGUUUGGCAUGGUCUGGCAAACUUGUACUCUAGCCUCUCACACUGGAAAGAUGCUGAAAUAUGCCUGGGAAAAGCUAGAGCUCUCAUACAGUAUUCAGCGGAGACACUGCACACUGAAGGCAAGUUUUUUAUAGUAACAAGCUUGAAGAUGACAUGCCAUCAGAGGCGCAAGAUUGAUGAAACACAUGUGGAGGGGCAUGAAGAGCUAGAUGCUGCCAGCUUGCGUGAACAUGAAGAAUUUACUAAGGUCGGUGGGAAGAAGAAUAAGGUCUAUGGACAGAAUCUCUGCUAUCUUGCCAAAUUGUUUCUUGACCAUAAGAUGCUUUACUAUGAUGUUGACUUGUUCCUGUUUUAUGUGUUGUGUGAAUGUGAUGAUAGAGGAUGCCAUAUGGUUGGCUAUUUUUCAAAGGAAAAGCAUUCCGAGGAGUCAUAUAAUUUGGCCUGCAUUCUGACCCUUUCUCCAUAUCAGAGGAAAGGUUAUGGGAAAUUUCUAAUUGCUUUCUCAUAUGAACUCUCAAAGAAAGAAAACAAAGUUGGAACUCCUGAAAGGCCCCUGUCUGACCUAGGUCUAUUGAGCUAUAGGGGGUACUGGACGCGUGUUCUUCUGGAUAUAUUGAAAAAGCACAAGGGGAAUAUCUCUAUUAAGGAGCUCUCAGUGACAUGA